CAAAGACGAGCCCCUUCAACUAAUGGGUGAGCGAGUAGAAAAUGAUAAAUAUCGGGACAGAAGAGUGAGAAAAGCUUCCGUGUGCCUCGUUAAUGAUUCUACAAGUGAGUGGAUUCUGCAGGGGAGAGAUACCUGAGAAUGGAAUGGCCCCAGCCUACAAGACUCUUCACACCUUUCCUCACUGUACCACAUCAAAAGACCUUACUGGAAGUGCGUUUUCCAGCUCGUAUCCAAAUCUUUCACCAUGCUGACAGAGGUGGAGGGUAGGUGCACACACACACACUCAGAAUGAGGGGAGGGGGGGAAAGUCCCUCCCUGCCACCGUCAUCUGCAUUGGCUGGAUCAGCAUCCGAUGCAGGCAAGCUGUCAGCCAAUGAACGCAGGAGAGGCAGGAGAUGCAGCCAGAGGAGAGGGGAGAGUUUUCAGACCGGUCAACGGAGAGUGGGGACAGACAUCUUCUGGAGAGUGUGCAGCGCCAGUCGGCUUCUUAAUCUGCAAAACUUUUUUUAAAGUAAUAAUAACUUUUGGAACACUUCUGCAUCAAGAUGGAGGAUAAAGUCACAGAUUUCUCUGGAAAAUGGAAAAUGAAGACUUCGCAAAACUUUGAGGAUCUCUUGAGAGCUCUGGGUGUGAAUGUGCUCCUGAGGAAGAUCGCAGUGGCGGCCGCCUCCAGCCCAGCGGUGGAGAUCACCCAGCAGGGCGAGAGUCUGUCCAUCAAGACCUCCACCAGCGUCCGCACCACCCAUGUCUCCUUCACCGUGGGCCAGUCCUUCAAUGAGGCCACAGUGGACGGACGUCCCUGCACGAGUUUUCCCAAGUGGGAAACAGAAAGCAAGAUCAGCUGCGAACAGACUUUACAGAAAGGUGACGGGCCCAAGACGGCGUGGACCCGAGAGCUGACCAAUGACGGAGAGCUGAUACUGACGAUGACGGCCGGGGAUGUUGUCUGCACCAGAGUUUAUGAGAGGGAAUGAGGACAUCUUUCUAAAUCUUCAUCCAGCGCUUCUGUUUUGUGUCUCCACCAUCACUUCGCUUUCCUCGCCUAGAUUUCUUCUUGUCGUCCUCACAGCCAAUCAGAUGUCGGACCAGUCCACCGUGUAGUAAAAGGCUUCAGUUUUAUUGAAUGUAUGUAGAUGCGAUUGCCUUUUAGCACCGAAGCUGAAUUCACUCUCACAUAAAUGCCACAUAUUCCGCUUUAGAAGCUGCAUCACAGUGUCUGAAUCCAUGUUCACGUUGUUAUUAAACUGUUUUAUAUGAA
This is a messenger RNA of Pleuronectes platessa (European plaice), 1258 nucleotides long. It is a transcript of the gene crabp2b, whose product is annotated as cellular retinoic acid binding protein 2, b. Gene Ontology annotation, molecular function: fatty acid binding. The record is from RefSeq and is a predicted model, not a curated record. NCBI's taxonomy places the organism in Eukaryota, Metazoa, Chordata, Actinopteri, Pleuronectiformes, Pleuronectidae. The transcript has 5 exons. Gene Ontology annotation, biological process: fatty acid transport. The coding region runs from base 546 to 974 and encodes 142 amino acids. Gene Ontology annotation, cellular component: cytosol; nucleus.